UAAACUAGCACUCUGUUUUGUGCUCAACUUUUUUCAACUUGAAAUGAAAGUAUAUAUGUAUAUGCCAUUAAUUUAUAGCUGUCAAUUCCUGAAAGAGAGAAUAGACAGUAUAUAGCUACGUUCUUGAAGAGAUCACGUAUCGAGUUAUCUGCAUAUUUCUCAAGUAAACAGAAAAAGGAAAAAGAAAGGAAAGUGAGCGAGGAGGAAAGGAUCCAUGGCAAGCGCCAAAGGCGAUUCAAUCCCUCAAUCAAGGUUUCCAGAAAAGAAUCAAGCCCACGUUGACACAAAAGUAGUAGAUGAUGAAGAAGUUGAUGAUAGUCCUGUGGAGCAAGUAAGGCUGAUAGUUCCGAUCACCGACGAUCCCACUCAACCGGUAUUGACAUUCCGAACAUGGGUUCUUGGGAUAGCAUCAUGCGCGCUUCUUGCUUAUUUGAACCAAUUUUUUGCAUACCGUACAAAUCAGCUAAUUGUUACUUCAGUUUCAGCACAAAUUGUGGUUCUCCCACUUGGAAAUUUCAUGGCUGCUGUGCUUCCCAAGAACCAAAUUACAAUUCCAUUCGCAAAAUGGUCUUUCUCAUUGAAUCCAGGGCCUUUUAAUAUGAAAGAACAUGCGUUGAUUACCAUAUUUGCAAGCUGUGGAGCCAACGGUGUUUAUGCUGUCUACAUUCUUACUUCUGUCAAGGCCUUUUAUAGAAGACCUCUUCAUCCCGCUGCCGCUAUGUUGCUAGUACAAACAACUCAGUUGCUUGGAUAUGGAUGGGCUGGCAUGUUCAGAAAGUUUCUGGUUGAAUCACCAUACAUGUGGUGGCCCGCAGACCUCGUCCAAGUUUCUCUAUUUAGGGCAUUACAUGAAAAGGAGAAGAGACCCAGAAAAGGACUCACCAGGCUGCAGUUCUUUGCAAUCGUAUUCGUGGCAAGCUUUGCUUACUAUAUCAUUCCAGGAUACCUUUUCCCUUCCAUUUCUGCUCUCUCCUUUGUUUGUUGGAUAUGGAAGGACUCGGUCCUCGCACAACAGAUUGGUUCAGGCCUAAAUGGUCUUGGUAUUGGCUCCUUUGGCGUCGACUGGUCGAGUGUUGCUAGUUUCUUGGGGAGUCCUCUUGCUGUACCUUUCUUUGCAAUCGCAAACACUAUGCUUGGGUUUGUCAUGGUGCUAUAUAUUAUUGUCCCCAUUGCUUAUUGGUCUAAUGCAUUUGAAGCUAAGAAAUACCCCAUCCUUUCCUCUCACACCUUCGACAGUGAUGGUCAGACAUACAACAUUUCACGAGUUCUUGACGAGAAAAAUUUCGAUAUUGAUCUAGUCGCUUAUAACAAUUACAGCAAGCUCUAUCUUAGUGUUCUAUUUGCCUUCGCAUAUGGAAUGAGUUUUGCAUCUCUGAUGUCUACUCUUUCACACGUCGCACUCUUUGAGGGAAAGACUAUUUGGACAAUGUGGAAGAACACUAAAAGUGCAAUCAAAGAUCAGUUUACUGAUGUUCAUACCAGACUGAUGAGGAAGAACUAUGAAGAAGUUCCUGAAUGGUGGUUUUUGAUGAUCGCAGUUGUAUCCCUAGUUCUAUCCCUUAUUGCGGUAGAAGGUUUUAAUAAACAAUUACAACUUCCAUGGUGGGGGCUUCUUCUAGCUUGUGCUAUUUCAUUUUUGUUCACGCUGCCUGUUGGGGUGGUUCAGGCCACAACAAACAUGCAAAUGGGGUUAAAUGUAAUCACGGAGCUGAUUAUCGGAUAUAUGUAUCCUGGCAAGCCCCUUGCAAACGUGGCUUUCAAAACCUAUGGCUACAUUAGCAUGGCUCAAGCACUAACUUUUAUUCAAGACUUCAAAUUAGGCCAUUAUAUGAAAAUCCCUCCCAAAGCCAUGUUCCUUGUUCAGUUAGCAGGAACACUAGUUGCUUCAACUGUCUGCUUUGGAACCGCAUGGUGGCUUCUCACCACUAUUGAAAACAUAUGUAUCCCUGAAUUGCUACCUGAUGGAAGCCCAUGGACAUGUCCUGGUGAUGAUGUUUUUUACCAUGCUUCUGUCAUAUGGGGAGUCAUAGGCCCCCGCAGAAUGUUUGGGGAUUUGGGUAUCUACUCAAAGAUGAAUUGGUUCUUCUUGAUUGGACUUCUUGCCCCAUUUCCAGUAUGGUUUUUUUCGCAAAAGUAUCCUGAGAAGAAAUGGAUCAAGAACAUCCACAUGCCAAUUUUCAUAUCAGGGAUAACAGGUAUGCCGCCAGCUAAAGCUGUGCACUACUGGUCUUGGGGAGCUAUUGGAACCUUGUUCAACUACUUCAUUUACAGAAAGAACAAGGGAUGGUGGGCCAGGCAUAAUUACAUCUUAUCAGCUGGUCUUAGUGCUGGUGUUGGAUUAAUGGGAAUCAUCAUCUUCUUUGCACUUCAAUCCAAGGAUAUCUAUGGUCCUGACUGGUGGGGUCUGGAUAGUGGUGAUCAUUGUCCAUUGGCAAAAUGCCCCACUCAACCUGGGAUUGUGGUGGAGGGAUGCCCUGUUGCUCAGUAACGGGUCUUUCAAAAGGGCAUUUUACUUCCUUUACCUACGAUAACAAAAUGUAAAAUCUGCCAGUCUUAAAGGUUUUUAGCAGAAUUAUGCUUGUCAUUCGUGAUGCAUGACUAUCAGAUUCCUAGUUGUAAUUUGUUUAGCUUUUAUGAUUGGUCCUCCAGUUAGAAUUCA
Messenger RNA from Ricinus communis (castor bean), 2659 nucleotides. Its product is annotated as oligopeptide transporter 1. The transcript has 7 exons. The record is from RefSeq and is a predicted model, not a curated record. The coding region runs from base 215 to 2488 and encodes 757 amino acids. Gene Ontology annotation, molecular function: oligopeptide transmembrane transporter activity. Gene Ontology annotation, biological process: transmembrane transport. Lineage: Eukaryota; Viridiplantae; Streptophyta; Magnoliopsida; Malpighiales; Euphorbiaceae.